CAGUGAAUCCAUUGGAAGCAACUCAAACAACCCGCCUUGCCAGGGCCGAUCUUGGCAUCGAUAAAGUAUCUUAUUGGCUGAGCAAAAAACUCCGAUGGGGCUCUCAUUGGACACACCCGGACCCAAACGAGCUUUGAUUGGCGAGGCUGAGCUGUCAUAGAAGGAAUGUGAUUGCACCCUUGCUUGCAACGAUGGACCGUCGACGCGCCUAAGCCCGGCGUCGCGCGGCGGGCAGGUUCGCGGGCUCGAGUGGGGAGGGAGGAGGACGGCGCGUGAGGGUCGCCAGGCUGCCCCCUCCUCGGAGUGCGCGUGCGCGUCCCCUGUCCGCCGGUGCGCCACGAUCCUUUCCACGAGGGCGCCCGCCGGGAGGAACUGCCGCAGCGGCAUCGAUCCAACUCCGCCCAGGCAGGGCAAUACGUCGCAAUUUGUUGAGGUUUCCUUUCUGUUCGGAUGCGGGAGCAGGACGGCGAGGAGGGCUGUUCUUUGAUGCUGCGGGUGGGAGCGGAGUAGCAACAGCUGCCUGCCUUGCGGUGGGGCGACCCGUAUUGAUUUGGGAGAAAAAUCUUGCUUGGCUGAUGUUGCAGGUGGCUGCCCGUAGAAUAGAGAGAGCAACUGUCCCCAAUUCGGUGUAUAUGGAAUACAAACCCAACCAUCCCCUGCUAGCAUGGGCAGGGAUGAUGAGACAUUCAGAUGUGGGACUUCAUGUCUCUCACAUCUGAGAGUGCCAGGUUGGGGAUGAUGCUGAGGUACUUUGCAUGCUGGGGAGGGGGCAGGGGAAGAGAAAGGGGUAGCAGCAUUUGAAGGGAGAUCAGCAUCUGAUGGCAGGAUGGGAAAACUGGAUGGGCUUAGGUGGCAGAGGAGAUAUGGGACUGUGCCUACUGUAUUGAUCUCAGCAGGGGUUUGGCAGUUAUCAGUCUGGGCCCUAAGUCUUUGGUAACUAACUGAGCUUUCCUUGGAGAAAUGAGGUACAGAUAUGGUAAAUUGGGCGAGUUUAUUUCCUCUUCGUAAAAAGUGGAGGGGGUGUGGGGUGUUGCUAUUUGGGUGGAUGAUCUAAUAUGGUAGAUUUGCAUCUGGUUGGGGGAUUCAGUAGACUCUGGAAAGCAGAAGAGUCAGAGAUUAGAAUGUGAUACUGGGGUUGUUGGGGGUUUAGCUGGCAAUUGCCAUCAUGCUGGCUGGGGGUGAUGGGAAUUGUAAUCCAGUACAUCUGGGGAACUCCAAGGUUAGGCAAGGUAAGUUAGAAGGGAAGGAUUAGUGGUGACAUUAGUUGUGCCAAAGAAAUGGAGCAGGGAGGGGGGAAGGUAAGAGAAAUGUAUCAUUUUAGAGAGAGGGGAGGGUUGCUGCUCCAGGAAAAAGGAAGGCUUGUAUCACUUGGCAGAGAGAUUGGAUUGGGGGCUAGUGUUACAUUUGGGGAGAAGAAACUGUGAGUGUUUGUGCCAGGAAGAAGGGCUUUUUGGAUAUCUCUGCAUGAUGUAGGAAUGCAGUAAGGAUAUCUUGGUGUUUUGUUCAGGACACUGAAAAUUAAGGAAAGAAAUGGGGAAAAUGUACCUCAUCUCAUUAUUUUGCAGAUUUCCCAACCUUCACACCAUGCAAGUGGCUGAAGAUGCCUGCACCCAUUUGGAGGAUGAGCUGCUCUUCUGUGAAGACUGCCGUCUUUAUUUCCGCGACUCCUGCCCACAGCACGGACCCCCUACUUUUGUGGCUGACACACCUGUUCCAGAAAGAGCUCCAUCACGGGCACUGCUGUCCCUGCCUGAGGGACUUCUGGUUAAAGAACGUUCUCAAGGAGGCUCUGGAGUGUGGAGUGCUCUCCCAGCCCUACCUCGUGGCUGCAUCUUUGGGCCCUAUGAGGGGGAAGUGGUCCGAGAACAUGGUGACUGCACCCGUUACUCUUGGGCGGUACGGGACAACGGCUCCUAUAUUUUCAUUGAUGCUUCGGAUGAUUCCAAAUCCAACUGGAUGAGAUAUGUGGCGUGUGCCUCCACUGAGGACGAACAGAACCUAACUGUAUUCCAGUACCGGGGUUACAUCUACUACCGUGUCUGCCAAAUUAUACCCGCUGACACAGAGCUGCUGGUGUGGAUAGGAGAAGAAUAUGCCCGCACUCUAGGACUGCGCUUAGGUGAGCAUUUCAAAUACGAAUUUGGCGAGAAAGAAUUACUGAUGAAACUCUUCCAAGAGCUGCAUGUCAAGGCUCAGUCACCACCUCUGGCUCCCCACGCUCCUUCCUCACGUACCCAGUACCUGUGUGGAGAUGCCACUGCCUCUUCUUUCCUGCCGCUCCACAAGCCAGGCCUUCCCGUGGGAGGAAGCACCUUUCCCCUGCUGGAAGGGACACAAAACCUGGUGGGUCUGGGCAGGGCUCAGAGCCGCUACUGGACUUUUUUUGGCUUCCAGGGGGAUGCCUACGGCCGCAUCCUCGACAAGAGCAAGAUCAUCUGCAAGCUGUGUGGGGUCCGGCUGAGCUACAGCGGAAACACCACCAACUUGCGCCAACAUCUCAUCUACAAGCACCGUUGUGAGUACAACCAGCUCGUUGGGACGCAGGCGGCCACCCUCGACAAAGGAGUGACCGGGACAGGCGAGUUUGGAGCUCCCCGGCCUCCAUUCCCUGGUCGGACCACACGGGCGGUGGCUGACUUUAUCGUGUUGGACCUGAUGCCUGUGGAGGUGGUAGAAGGUGAGGGGUUUGGGCAGAUGCUGGCGGUCCUGGACCCCAAUUACAAGCCCCCUGAGGCUGCUGCCCUCGCCCACACAGUGCUGAAGGACAUGUAUACCCAGGUGAAAGGAAAAAUCUGGGAACUGGUGCGGGCCCUGCCCCAGUGUUCCCUCAGUUUGGAUGUGUGGCACCACAGCAGCACUUUGACCUACCUCACGCUCACUGUGCACUAUGUGGAUGACUGCUUUGAAGCCCGGGCUCGUGUCCUCUCAAGCCGCCCCAUUCCCGAGAAGCCCAGCCCAGAAAGCCUGGCGGAGGCUCUGGCUGAGGCCACCAAAGAGUGGGGGGUCCGCGAUAGCACCUCGUACACUGUGGGCGGCCUUGGCCCUGCCACCCAGCAAGCAGCCACGGCCCUGGGGUGGACAGCUCUGCCUUGCAUUGGGCAGGCCUUGCGGGCAGCGAUGGAAGCGGUGCUGGGCCAGCCAGUGGCCCAGAGUGCCCUGGAGCGUCUCCGUCGCUUGGCCUCUUGGGCGCUGACCGGGGCAGGUCGUAACGAGAAACCAUGGUUCCAGGAGCCCCUCCUGCAAGCCCACCUCAGCCACUUCCUGAGAGAUGGGGGCAAAUGGCACAGUGUCUACACAGUCCUGCAGGGUCUGCUGGAGUACAGCAAGUCUCUGUCGGGGCUCGGCCCUGAUGGAGAGGCAACCCUGCACCCGCAGGACUGGGCUGCCCUUCGGGAUGUAGUCCAAGUUCUCAAGCCCAUGGCAAUUGCUACCUCAACAUUUACCAAAGAUCCCUUUUCCAGCCUGGCCCUAGUCAAGCCCGUGUUAACUAGCCUCCUCUACAAGCACUUGGUGGCCAGCGAGUGGGACUCUGCCCUGGCCCUCGAAGCCAAAGCAGCAGCCCAGAAGGAACUGAACCACCAUUUCUCCAGCCCUGAUGUUAACCAGGCCCUCAACCUGGCCUGCGCUCUGGACCCCCGGUUCCGUGGCCUUGACUUCCUGAGCCAUUCUGACCGGGUGGAAACGUUGCACUUGCUCAAGGCCGAAGUGUCCCGCCUGGCCGAGGCCCCUGCCUUCUUGACCUCCAGCCUGCCCGACGUGGCUUCCCUGUCACCCCCUGCCAAGUUGCCGAAGCAAGAUGCAGGCAUCGAAUUCCUGCUGGGAGACCUUUGCAGCAUGCGUGGUGGCCCAGGCAUCAGCUCUGCCCAACAGCAAGCCGAGCAGGAGACAGCCAGCUUCCAGACCAGCAAAGCAUCUGCCCUUGCUCAGGAACCCCUGCAGUGGUGGAAGAUCCACCAUACCCAGUACCCACUGCUGGCCCGGGCAGCCCGCAAGCUCCUGGGUGUCCCUGCCACCUCAGUGCCUGCUGGCUGGCUCUUCAGCAGCGCUGGGGAUGCCAUCCAUGCUAAGCGCCAAGCCCUGACACCAGAGCAUGUUGAUAUGCUUGUGUUCCUCCAUGGCAACCGUGCAAUGCUCUAUUAGAAUAUGCAAAGAGAGCAGGUUUGGGUGGGCAUCUGUCGGCAGAAUCCUAGAGCAUUCCACCACAAAAGAUUGGGUGAAAUGGAGGAAGGGCUUCCACGUGUCCUGUACCUCCUUCCUUCUGCCGGGCUGGCCAAAAGAUCCAGAGGGAGAAUACAGUCUGUGUGUUUUGGAGAGAGGAAGUAAAAGAGGAAUAGAACAAACCAUCUGAGUGGUUUUGUGGGGUGGGGGAGGGAAAGUCCACGAGCCAGACUAGGGCAAACCUCCUCAAACUGCAUCGUCCAGGUAUUGAACUACAAUUUCCAUCUAUUCCCACCAGCUGAUUGGGAGCUGUGAAUAUAUUAGUUCAACAAAGUUGUAGGGUACCAGGCUGAGGAAGGCUGAUCUGGAAUAAAAAAAACAGCUGUGGCUUUUAGUAGGCUUUGUCUGGAGCAGGAGAGUGGGGAAGGAGACCGAAUUAGAUCAUGUUGAAUCCUCCUAAGACGUAGGAGGGCUGAUGUACUGGAAUGUUCCAUAACUGUAAGGGAAUUGAGUGUUUGAGAGUGUGUAUGAGUGUGCACUCGACAUAAUUGUCCUCGCCUCUCAGAGAAAAGAUACCCCGGAGGGCGGGAACAAUCCAUGUAUGGGUCGGAAGGAGAGAACAUUUGAGGACAGAAAUGAUGCAUUAAGGGUAAGUGGGGACACCAAAAGAGGGGCAGGGUUGGACUAUUCCAUGCCUACAAUGGGGAGACAGAUUCAUAAUUGGGAGCAGGUGGGGGAAAAAAUAAAGGACUGAACGGUGUAGGGAGCUGAAGAUCAUGACAGUACAGGUUCAGGGAAACAGAAAGAUGGCAUGGAAUAUUUCAAGUGGUUUGGAUUGUAAUUCAGACACACACCAAGCAGGCAUGUGGUUAGUGUCAAGGUGGUUUUGCUUUGCAAGGAGCCCUGGAGUAUUUCAACGAGAUACACUAAUCAUACCUUUUCCCUUAUUUUAUUAUCUUCUGGAGUGAUGGUGGGCAACAUAGUAGGUGGGGAACUCCCCAGUGCUGAGGUACCUUCUUGCAUUAUGGAUUCUGUGAAUAUAUCCAGCAUCCUUUGUUUUCCCUUCUCUUCCCACCCAUCCACAAAAACCAAGAUACAGAGCCAAAAGAAGAAGGGAUGUUAGAAAAAUACUGUGAUUCCUCUGGCCUCCCUUCCACUUUUGGGGCAUUACAUUGACCUAGAAACCAAAGAAAGUAUUAACCAUUCCUCUCUUCAUUGCACCUUGGUCAUUUUUUUGGACACCCUUUCCCCCAUAUAUGCCUCUUGGCCCUUCUCUCCUGCCCCCCCCCCCAAUGUUUGCACACAUUAAAAGGUUCAAAGUUAUCACGCAAAAGAGGAACAGCUAAAAACAGGUUUACAUCUUUUAUAAGGAAUACAGGCAGGAUCCAUGAGUCCACCUUCCUUCCCCUGCUCCAGUUUAAAACAAGUUUUAUUUCGCCUUUAGUUUUUGUUUUUAAUUCAAAGAAUGGUGGUUCAACAAGAAAAUAAAAGAUGUUUUAUUAAAAAAAA
Molecule: messenger RNA, 5667 nt
Organism: Candoia aspera
Lineage: Eukaryota; Metazoa; Chordata; Lepidosauria; Squamata; Candoiidae
Product: E3 SUMO-protein ligase ZBED1-like
Exons: 5
Coding region: 1531-4140 (869 amino acids)
Biological process (GO): regulation of transcription by RNA polymerase II
Cellular component (GO): nucleus
Molecular function (GO): DNA binding; protein dimerization activity
Source: RefSeq, a predicted model, not a curated record